Messenger RNA from Ostertagia ostertagi, 633 nucleotides. The record is from the annotation of a GenBank genome assembly. NCBI's taxonomy places the organism in Eukaryota, Metazoa, Nematoda, Chromadorea, Rhabditida, Trichostrongylidae.
AUGGCUGCUAUGGCGAAGGCCACUCCGGAAAGGGCAAAAGUCGAUGGAAGUAAAACAGGCUUAGCAUCAUUGACCAUCCCAAACUCCCAACAUGACCUGCUGAUCAUGCAGAUGAUGAGAGCGACCACCGAAAACGUGAAAACCGCCAGCAUCACAAGCACUGGAGGCAAUCAAUGCGUUGAUAACGUUAUCGACAAUGAGAGGAGAAAGAAUUCAGCGCCUAACUGGACCGAGCGAAGCCCAAAUUGGUUCUCAAUGAACCUAAGUGCUGACCUCGCCCGCCAGGUGGGCUCGUCCGGUUUGAAUGGUCUCUCAUCUGAAAGUCUGUGUGCAAUCUGUGGCGACAAAGCCACCGGUAAGCACUAUGGUGCGGUCAGCUGUGACGGCUGCAAAGCUCAACGAAAUACAUGCCGAAGUUGUCGUUUCGACGAGUGCAUGCGUCGGGGUAUGAAAAAGGAAGCGGUACAAAGCGAAAGAGACCGGAUUCGACCGAAUGGUUCAGGUCCGAUCCCAGACGACCCUCUACUGGACGCCCUGCUUUCCGCCGAAGCAAUUGUACGCCAACUGCGUUCGUCGGUAAUCACGCGAACCGUCGACGCACGUCGUCAAGCGACCACCGGCGACGUGACUGAC